AUGUCUGCAGAUUUAUUUGCCGAGUUUAAUAGUCUUUCAGGUAGCUCAACACCUGCACCAACUCAACCACAGCCACAACAUCAUCAGCAGCAGCAGCAGCAACAAGCACCUCUGCCGCCAAAGCCGCUGCAACGCAGCGAGACGCAGAAUCUGUUUGAGCUCUUGGGGAAUACCAACAAUGCUUCACCAGUGAACAGCCAGCCGUGGUCAGGUCUUCAGUCUCAGACAAACACGCAGAACAUAUGGGGAAGUGCCCCGAUCCCGUCGAAGCCGGCGGAGACGAAUGACGACGACGACGAUGGAUGGGGCGAUUUCGAGGUAGCUGAGCCAUCGCAACCUCCGACGGUCAAUGCGACUCCUGCUCAGACUCCAAGCCCUGCUCCAUUCUCUGCUUCAGGUUGGGACACAGGUGAAAGUAGUACGCCGAUCUCUGCGAACACAUCAUCCAUACCAUGGCCCAAACCAAAUCCAGUCUCAGCUGCCGCCGUGGCCCAACGAGCACCUGGUGUGAAGCAACAACCGCCAACUAGAAUUACAAGGGCUUCAACGAUGGACCUUAUGUCCAAUAGUCUUGUUGAUCUUGAGGCUUUGCAAAAUCCUACCGGUGCCACCAAACCUCAGUCUUCGAAGCCCCAAUCUCAGUCACAGGCGCAACCGCAGUCACAGUUUACGCAAGGUUGGGGGCAAGGACCAGUCCAUCAAGAAUCCCCGCAUCCACGGAUGAAAGCAAAGCUCAAGCCGUCUGCACAGGAGGACCCUAGCGUGCUCUUUGAUGCUGAAGAUUUUGAGCUACAAGUCGCUGAAGAUGAAGACGAUGAUGAAGACGAUGAAUUCGGAGACUUUGAAAGUGUCCCCCCUCCAACUACGGUUAAACCGGCUUCCACAGCUGCUCCCAUGAAGUCAACACCGGCCCCUCCGUUGAUGGAUCUCCUUUCCUUAGAUGAGCCAGCUCCGAUCCCCCCCAAACAAACCAGGAAAACCCCACCCGCCCAGCUUCUUGGGCCCCUGGCGUUUGGAGCUACUGCUACAAACUAUCCUCAAGCUCCAAAAUCGCCCUCAUUCCAGGACCGUAACCCUUUCCCAGAACUGGCUAUAAAAACGCCUAUUUCUGCUGAGCCAAAGGAAGUGAAUAAACCAAAAGAAGCAACUCCAGCUACAGCGUGGCCAUCUUUCGAAAGCCCGAUAGAUCCUGAGCCAGCCAAAUUCAAGGAUCAAGAAGAAGAAUGGGAUGCCUGGGAUGAUUUUUCGGCCAGCGACAACAAAAAAGUAACCACCAGCACGAAAACAGCACCUGAAAGUUGGGAUUGGGACGCUGUUGAUGGUGUUCAGCCAUCGCACAGCGAUUCUCAGGGGGAUGCCCCUCCGCCAAUUAACGUCCCACCCCCUUCGGUCAUCCUCUCUGCAUUUCCUGAUCUCUUGAAUUCCGGCACUGCUCUAUUCAAGCCUGUGUCUGGUCAGAGUGCAUCCAUCAAGCAGCGCAUUCUGUCGGACUCGAAAGCUGUGGAGUUUUUAAAGGGCUACGUUCUGUUAGCGGAAACAGCAGCGCGCGUCAUUGCUGGGCGCAAACAACGAUGGCAUCGGGACAAGAUCCUGGCCAAGAGUAUGUCAAUCUCAGCUGCGGGAAGUAAGGGCAUGAAACUAGCAGGAGUCGACAAAACACAGGCUGCACGCGAGGAUCGUGAAGCUGCUGAUGUAAUAGCUGUAUGGCGUCAGCAAGUUGGUCGUUUGCGAUCGGCAGUUGCUGCGGCCAAGUCGGCCGAUAAGGGCCUGACUCUGAAGGUUCCUGAGAUUAGCGAAAACAUGCAGGUGCAUACAGCCAAGAUGGUGCCAACAGCCCCUAAGGCUUGUAUCAUCUGCGGGUUGAAGAGAGAGGAGAGAGUGGCCAAGGUGGACGUUGAGGUGGAGGACAGCUUUGGGGAGUGGUGGGUUGAUCACUGGGGACACAAGGCAUGCAAGAACUUUUGGAUAGAACAUGAACAAAGGCUACGACAACGAUGA
Molecule: messenger RNA, 1998 nt
Organism: Fusarium venenatum
Lineage: Eukaryota; Fungi; Ascomycota; Sordariomycetes; Hypocreales; Nectriaceae
Source: RefSeq, a predicted model, not a curated record